CUACUCUAGGGUACGUAGUAGUCCCUAUCCACCUCGUUUCUUCCGUUCUGAAGUCAUAAUUCUUUGUCAACUGUUUCCAUCCCACUCUCUCCUGGACGCGCGUGGAAAUACUCGAUAUCUUUCCUUCAGAAAUUCAUAUUCUUUAUUAGAGAGAUCCAGAUCUGUCUCUGAGCUCCAUCUCUCUCCUUCUCAAUUCAACAUAUAUUCCGAUUUAACACUGAACUGUGUAAAACCAUUCGCUCAGUUGUGCGCGCGUCGUGCGGAGAAAAAAUGGCGGGAGGAGGGGGCUGGCAAGUCGUCGUUUUGCUGCUUGUGUGCUCCGCAGUCCGUGUGAGGUCGGACGGGUCGGAUCACAAAUACAAGGUUGGUGAUCCGGUUCCGCUCUAUGCGAACAAGGUCGGGCCGUUUCACAACCCUAGUGAAACAUACCGAUACUUUGAUCUUCCCUUCUGUUCACCAGUUGAUGUGAAGGACAAAAGUGAAGCACUUGGUGAAGUGCUAAAUGGUGAUCGAUUGGUCAGUGCUCCUUACAAGCUUGACUUUUUAGUUGACAAAGAGUCUGAAGUCAUCUGUAAAAAGAAAUUAUCACAGAAAGAAGUUGCUGAGUUUCGAAGAGCUGUUGCAAAGGACUAUUAUUUCCAAAUGUAUUAUGAUGACUUGCCUAUAUGGGGUUUCCUGGGAAAGGUUGACAAGGAAGGAAAAGCCGACCCCAGCGAAUACAAAUAUUACCUAUUUCAGCAUCUCCAUUUCGAAAUAUUUUAUAACAAGGAUCGUGUUAUUGAGAUCAAUGCACGUACAGAUCCUAGUGCCCUUGUGGACCUUACUGAUGAUAAGGAAGUCGAUGUGGACUUCAUGUACUCAGCUAAAUGGAAGGAAACUAGUGUUCCUUUUGAGAAGAGGAUGGAGAAAUACUCCCAUUCUUCUUCACUUCCUCGGCACUUAGAGAUCCAUUGGUUUUCAAUAAUCAAUUCAUGUGUGACUGUUCUUCUUCUUACGGGUUUUCUCGCUACGAUUUUGAUGAGAGUGCUUAAAAACGAUUUUGUCAAGUAUGCCCAUGAUGAGGAGACAGCAGACGACCAAGAAGAAACUGGAUGGAAAUACAUUCAUGGUGAUGUUUUCAGGUUCCCAAAAUACAAAUCUUUGUUUGCUGCCGCCCUUGGAAGUGGCACACAACUCUUUACACUGGCAACUUUUAUAUUCAUGCUCGCUCUUGUUGGUGUAUUUUAUCCCUACAAUCGAGGAGCUCUUUUUACUGCACUGGUCGUGAUAUAUGCACUUACAUCCGGUAUUGCAGGCUAUACAGCAGCCUCUUUCUAUUGCCAGUUAGAGGGAACAAAUUGGGUCCGGAAUUUGUUAUUGACUGGAGGCUUGUUCUGUGGGCCGCUUUUUCUCACAUUUUGCUUUCUUAACACUGUUGCCAUUGCUUACCAUGCUACUGCAGCUCUUCCAUUCGGUACCAUUGUGGUGAUUUUCCUGAUAUGGGCUCUUGUGACAUCACCUUUAUUAGUCUUGGGAGGAAUAGCAGGGAAAAAUAGUAAGGCUGAGUUUCAAGCUCCGUGUCGUACCACAAAAUAUCCGAGAGAGAUCCCACCACUGCCUUGGUAUCGUGGGACUCUGCCACAGAUGGCCAUGGCAGGAUUUCUGCCAUUCAGUGCCAUUUAUAUUGAGCUUUACUAUAUCUUUGCCAGUGUCUGGGGUCACAGGAUUUACACCAUUUACAGUAUUUUGUUCAUAGUCUUCAUUAUCCUCUUGAUUGUCACUGCAUUUAUCACCGUGGCCCUGACAUAUUUCCAACUUGCUGCUGAAGAUCAUGAAUGGUGGUGGAGUGAAACAUACCGUUACUUUGACCUCCCAUUCUGUUCACCAGGUAAUGUGAAGGAUAAAAGUGAAGCUCUAGGUGAAGUGUUGAAUGGAGACCGUUUGGUCAGUGCUCCGUACAAGCUGGACUUUUUGGUUGACAAAGAGUCCGAAGUCAUCUGUAAGAAGCAGCUGUCAAAGAAAGAAGUUGCUGAGUUCCGAAGUGCCGUGUCAAAGGACUACUAUUUUCAAAUGUAUUAUGAUGACUUGCCGAUUUGGGGUUUCCUGGGAAAGGUUGACAAAGAAGGCAAAACAGACCCUAGCCAGUACAAGUAUUACCUAUUUAAGCACCUUCACUUUGAAAUCUUCUAUAACAAAGAUCGCGUGAUUGAGAUCAAUGCACGUACAGACCCCAGUGCCCUUGUAGACCUUACUGAUGAUAAGGAAGUUGAUGUGGAGUUUAUGUACUCAGUCAAAUGGAAGGAAACUAGCAUACCUUUUGAGAAGAGGAUGGAGAAGUACUCCCAUUCUUCCUCGCUUCCUCGUCACCUGGAGAUUCAUUGGUUCUCAAUUAUCAAUUCAUGUGUGACAGUUCUCCUUCUUACUGGAUUUCUUGCCACAAUUUUGAUGAGAGUACUCAAAAAUGAUUUUGUCAAGUACGCCCAUGAUGAGGAAGCUGCAGAUGACCAGGAAGAAACUGGGUGGAAAUACAUUCAUGGUGAUGUUUUCAGGUUCCCAAAAUACAAGUCUUUGUUUGCUGCUGCCCUUGGAAGUGGCACACAACUCUUUACCCUGGCAACUUUUAUAUUCUUACUUGCUCUUGUUGGUGUAUUUUAUCCCUACAACCGAGGAGCUCUCUUUACUGCACUGGUGGUCAUAUAUGCACUUACAUCUGGCAUUGCUGGAUAUACAGCUGCAUGUUUCUAUUGCCAGUUAGAGGGAACAAAUUGGGCUGAGUUUCAAGCUCCUUGUCGUACCACGAAAUAUCCAAGAGAGAUUCCCCCACUGCCUUGGUACCGUGGGGCCCUGCCUCAGAUGGCCAUGGCCGGAUUUUUGCCUUUCAGUGCCAUCUACAUUGAGCUUUACUAUAUAUUUGCCAGUGUCUGGGGUCACAGGAUUUACACCAUUUACAGUAUCUUAUUCAUAGUCUUCAUUAUUCUCUUGAUUGUCACCGCAUUUAUCACUGUGGCAUUGACGUAUUUCCAGCUUGCUGCCGAAGAUCAUGAAUGGUGGUGGAGGUCUUUCCUGUGUGGCGGAUCAACUGGAUUGUUUAUUUAUGGCUACUGCCUCUACUACUAUUACGCGCGAUCUGAUAUGUCAGGCUUCAUGCAGACCUCAUUUUUCUUUGGGUACAUGGCUUGUGUAUGCUAUGCUUUCUUCCUAAUGCUUGGAGCUGUAGGUUUUCGUGCUGCUUUGUUCUUUGUUCGCCAUAUAUACCGUUCGAUAAAGUGUGAAUGAGGACUCAGAUUAUCUGUAAUCAUCUUAAGAAAACUGGGGUCUAUGAGGAUUAGAUAUGGUAUUGGUCUGAGAGUAAAAUUUCUACUGAAGUUUCUUGUGGACUCAUUUGUUGAGAACCCAAGUAGUUAUUUUUUGUGUAGGACCUACAAAACUUAUAUAUCAAACAAAUAGGUGAAGUUUUGCUAUUUCUGUACUUUACCAAGUCUUCUAACAUUUUUCAUUAAAGGAUAUGCAUAAAGAGGCACGUUUUCUAUUUUGAUCAAGUGCAAUUUUUG
Striga asiatica is the source of this 3530-nucleotide messenger RNA. The record is from the annotation of a GenBank genome assembly. NCBI's taxonomy places the organism in Eukaryota, Viridiplantae, Streptophyta, Magnoliopsida, Lamiales, Orobanchaceae.